AUGAAUUCAAAAAGUGCACUUUAAAGUGUAAAACCAACCAACAUCAAGCAACUGUAAAUUUUAUAGUUGCUUGUUGAGAGAGUGUAUAUCCCAUUAGAAUCAAAAGUUGAAUUGCGAACCACUCUCUAAAAGUUUACUAGUCAAAUAGAACAUUCAAGUUAACAAGUAAUUAUUUAAAUAAAAAUUUCAGGUCUCAGGCACAAUUACUAUUGAACUGCCAGAUGUUGUUGAUUAAAUCGAUGAUGAAACUGCUCUAAAGAAUUAUGAACUAAUCGAAAAAUAUGAAGAUUAUAUAUGGAAAUGGUCAUAAACAAUCAGGAAAACUAUAUUGAAGGAAGCUAGCAGAAAAACUGAAAAAAAUUCUGCUCUAACAGAUAUUAUGUUAUAGAGAUCGAGAUCAGAAAAUUUGAGUACUUUAUAUUAAUAACUUGUAUUUGCAAUUUAUUAUUAAUAUUAGUAAAACCAAUUGUGGCAAAAGUUAGAUAGAGAUUAAUAAACGUAUUUAGAAGAUAAUUAAUCAUCUGUUCUUGAAUUUAAUUGUUAAUUUGCAGAAUUAACAAAAGGCUAAGCUGAUACAAAGGAUAAUGUUUAAUUUCUGAUAACUCUUGAAAGUUUGGAUUAUUUCUCGACAUUAUAAGGAAGCAGAUAAGACGUAGAACUUAUUACAAUUGAUUUCAGGAUUAAUGACUGAUAAAAGUAGAAUCUUAAUUAUUUACAUUAAG
Molecule: messenger RNA, 722 nt
Organism: Paramecium sonneborni
Lineage: Eukaryota; Ciliophora; Oligohymenophorea; Peniculida; Parameciidae
Source: the annotation of a GenBank genome assembly